This is a messenger RNA of Carassius auratus (goldfish), 2624 nucleotides long. Its product is annotated as brain-specific angiogenesis inhibitor 1-associated protein 2-like protein 1. Gene Ontology annotation, molecular function: protein binding. The record is from RefSeq and is a predicted model, not a curated record. Gene Ontology annotation, biological process: plasma membrane organization; actin crosslink formation; actin filament bundle assembly. Gene Ontology annotation, cellular component: nucleoplasm; cytosol. The transcript has 14 exons. NCBI's taxonomy places the organism in Eukaryota, Metazoa, Chordata, Actinopteri, Cypriniformes, Cyprinidae. The coding region runs from base 220 to 1683 and encodes 487 amino acids.
UCACGGAUCCCACCUUUCCACGUGUGGUAUGAGGUCGCGCGCAAAGGUUUCCUCCUCCAGCGCAUCAGUGCAGUAUCGUGUUCUUCUCGAGAGCGCUAGAGCGCUCGGUUCUCUUGACACUUCACACGCGUUAACAGGUGGGACGAAAAUACAGCUUCACGAGAUUAAACAGUCAAAGUUGAAUUGUCACCAAAGGACGUUUGGAGAAUACCUGCAAAAAUGUCUCGAACCCCGGAGGACGUGAACAAACUCACCGAGAGCACAUACAAGAAUGUGAUGGAACAGUUUAACCCGGGACUGCGGAAUCUGGUCAACCUGGGGAAGAGCUAUGAGAAAGCAGUGACAGCAAUGACCUUUGCUGGAAAGACAUAUUUCGAUGCAGUCUCAAAGAUUGGGGAAAAUGCUGCCGUAUCGCCCGUUUCUAGGGAGCUGGGAGUGGUGUUAAUGGAGAUUUCAGAAGUGCAUAAGAAGGUCCAGCUGGAGCUGGAGGAGACUUUCAAGAAGUUCAACAGAGAGCUCAUCACUGAACUGGAAAGGAAAACCGAUAUGGAUAUCAAGUACAUGAAUGCCACUUUCAAAAGAUACCAGUCAGAACACAAAUUGAAGCAAGACUUUUUGGACAAGUCGCAGGCUGACCUGAAGAAACUGCGGAGAAAAAGUCAAGGGAAGCAUUCGUCCAAGUAUGAGAUCAAAGAAAAUGAGUGUGUGGAGACCAUCUCAUCCCGGCAGACAGACAUGCAGAGGUUUAUUGCAGAAGGAUGUAAGGAAGCUCUGCUGGAAGAGAAAAGGAGGUUCUGCUUCCUAGUGGAGAAACACUGUGGCUUCACCUAUCAGCUAUCAGCCUUCCACGACAAGGCCAAGGAGAUGCUGGCCGUCACACUGCCCAGCUGGCAAGAUAAAUGUAGCGAUGCCACCAGGGUGCCAGACACAGUGAUAUCCAUGAUUGAGAGUCUGCGGACUCCAGUGUCAGUCAUCCCAGAGUCCUCGCCUACACUGGAGCACAGUGACAGGACCGAUUCCGGUUCAAUUGUUCCACCGCCGGCCCCAUCACUCAAAGCCCACACAAGUCCACUGGCCAGCAUGUUCUCCCAGGACGUUCCUAAAAGCCCCAUCUCAUCAGAGAUGUACUCAGAUCAAGACAGCCAAGAUGGAAACGGCUUGUCUAGGUCUGAGUCUGUGUCUAGCGGUAUGGAUAUGGGGAAGAAGGCCAGGGUGCAAACUAUCUUCCCCCACACAGCAGGGAAUAACGAGACCCUGCUGAGCUUUGAUGAUGGAGACAUCAUUACACUGCUUAUUCAAGAGGAGAGGGAUGGAUGGCUGUAUGGAGAACUAGAACAUACUGGACAACGGGGAUGGUUUCCCUCAUCUUAUUGUCGGGCUUACAAUGAGGCAGUGAUUGCCAACAGCAGAGUCGAGAGCCCAUUGCGUGGCCAGAGUGUGACUGAUCCUGAGCAGCCGGAGGAAGACGAGGAGGUGGAGGAACCCGUGUUGCUGCCCCCGCCUGACUACAGUGACUCAUCCAGGGACAGACCCAUCAAGCCCUCCACCCCCUCUCCACAGAACAUGCAGUCAUCUUUGCCAAAUGGUCACUCGGUGCCACCAUUCCUUGGGGGUGUGAAUCCAUUUGCCACGGUCAAACUGCGACCUACCAUCACAAAUGACAGAUCUGCACCAAUCGUAUGAUGGGACUGCCGCCCUGCCCUGUUGUGAAGUUGUGCCUCAGAGGUUUUGCCUAUAUUGAUGCAUUGCAGAUAUGGCAAUGGAACCAAAUGAAAGGGUUCUGUUAUAACAUCAGUUUUAAUCCUUAAAAUUUCGAAAAAAGCAAACUAGCAUAUUAAAAUUUUCAGGAAGCUUUAUUUAUAAGAAUUUUAGACUUUGAUUAAAUUAUUUUAAAUUGUAACUGGAUUCAUACACUUGAGUUUCCAAGAGAAUGCACCGCACCCAACAGGCUCUUGAAUAGCUAUUUUCUGACCAUAUUGGUCCUCUGUGUCUGGGGCCUUAUAAAGGUAAACCGAAAAUCCAAAUUUAUAUUUUAAGGUUGGAGUAUUGCAGCCCCUAAUUAGAAACACGUCGCAUAACCCGAUCAUAUUUCAUUUCAAAAUCCAGUGAAGUAGUGUGAGGUUUGCCAGUUCCCAAAGUGUUUCGUCCUGUAAUUAUUUUGUUAGUAUCAUUAUAACCUGUUUUUGUUAUAAGAUGUCUUGGUUUUGUUGUUUUAAAAUGCUUAUGUAUUCCUUAUCCUUCACACUUUUUACACAUUUAAAAGAUGAAAAUAUAAAGACACAGUUGAAAUUUGUAUUCCUCAUGUUAAAGAUGAGUGCAAUGUGUGGUGAUAACAUUCUUACUAGCUGCACAGUGUUGAAUGUUGGCUUAUUGGCUUUAGCUGGACAUCAGCUCAAACACAUGAGCAUUCUUCACUAGUUAAGAGAAAUGCUUGGGAUACAUACAGAUUUUUUUUUUUAAGUCUUGUAAAUUUGUGUACACUUCAUGCUUUUGCAAGCAUGUUAUCACGUAGGGGAUACAGUGUUUUCUUUCCUACCUUUUUUUUGUUGUUGUUAUAUUGAUUCAUUGCCCCAAUUCUUGUGAUACCACAUUACUCCAAAAUAAAAAUGUGUUAGAUAUUAUAA